AUGAAUAAAAUAGAAGAGCUAAAGAAUUCACCAUUUCUCUUGAGAGGAAUAUUAAAAAAAGAUUAACUAUGUUUUGAAGUAGAAAGUCUUUAAGAAAGAUUAAAGAGGAAACUUUUAAAAGUAGAUUAUUUACACAAAAUAAUGUUUCAUAUUACUAUUUUGGUUUUUGAAUGUGCAUAAAGAAGAAAGAAUUUUCUUAAAUCUUUGAGAAUUGAUCAAAUUUAUUUGAAUAAAGAUGAAAAAUAUUCAAAUGUUUUUAUUUUUGAAGAAGAUCAAUUAAUUUCUACAUAAGAACAAUAACCACCUUAAAAAUUACUUUUCAAUAUGUUUCAAAGUCUAGGUUUUGAUUUACCAUACGACUAUUUUUAAAUUAAUAAUUAUGCUUAAGAAAAAUUACUAAAUGAGUUAUAUGCAAAUAUUUUUGAAGAAAAGAAAAAAGAUAGAUAAAUCAUUAUUACUGAGACUAAAAUAUUACAAGUGCUUUAUAAUAUUGAAAUCUAAGGGGAUCCGGCAUAUUACACAAGUUUUUCAAAAGUUUUUCAUAUAAAAACUCCAUUCUAUAUUAAUUCAUCGGCAGAAUCAAUUGUUGUUAAAUGGGUUAAGUUUAAAUGUGAGGAAGAAAGGGCUUAUUUAAAGACAGAAAUUAAAUUAUUAGAGUCUCUUAAUAAUUGUGAUAGAAUUGCAAAAUUGUAUUGUUAUGACAACUUUGCAGAUCAAUAAUUUUUCUUUAUGAAAAAUUAUGAUAAAACUCUAGAAUAAAUAAAUAAUGAAGUAGGCGAAAAAGAUUUAAAUUGGGGAGACUUGAUGCAUUUAAUCAAAUAAAUGAUAUUGGCAUUAAAGGAACUACAUUCCAAAGGCAUUUGUCACAGAGACUUAAAACCAUAAAAUAUUAUGUUUGAAUAUUUAGGUGAAGAUAAAUAAAUUUAAUAACUGAAAUGUGUGUUAAUAGAUUUCAAUAGAUCAAAAAUGCCUGCUUAUUUAGAAAGUUAAAUGAGGGAAAUAACAUAUUAUGAAGGUACUCCUCAGUAUCAACCGCCUGAAGGAACUUAAGAAAAUUAUGGACCACCCUAUGACAUAUGGCAAUUAGGUUAUAUAAUUUAAUGCAUGAUAUUAAGAAGGAAAAACAGAGAAUUUUCUUCUCAGAGAGACAGACCAAUAGAAAAAAAUAAAUAUAAUCUUAUAUUUUAAGAAGAUAAAAAAGAAGUUAUGAAAAAAUACCCAAAUCUUUAUAGUAUAAUAUUUAAAAUGAUGGAACUUAAUCCUUCAGCUAGACCUUAAGAAUUAUAAGAAAUCGAAGAAUUCUUUGAAAAAUUGAAUAAAGCUUGA
Paramecium tetraurelia is the source of this 1326-nucleotide messenger RNA. RefSeq lists its product as uncharacterized. Gene Ontology annotation, molecular function: protein serine/threonine kinase activity; ATP binding. Lineage: Eukaryota; Ciliophora; Oligohymenophorea; Peniculida; Parameciidae. The record is from RefSeq and is a predicted model, not a curated record. The transcript is spliced from 3 exons. Gene Ontology annotation, biological process: protein phosphorylation; mitotic DNA damage checkpoint signaling. Gene Ontology annotation, cellular component: cytoplasm; nucleus.